AUGGCAUCGACAUCGAUCCCCACGACGCAAAAGGCGAUCCUGGUGCCCGAGAACGGCGGGGCCGACGUGCUGAAAUACACCGAAUCCCACCCCGUGCCCACCCUCUCAGACGGCCAGGUGUUGGUGAGGAACAACUUCGCCGGCGUCAACUACAUCGACACAUACUUCCGCUCAGGCCUGUACCCAGCACCCGGCGGCCUCCCGCUGGUGAUCGGCCAGGAAGCAGCCGGUACGAUUGCGAAGGUCCAGGGCGCCAACCCACUGGGCUUCAAGGAAGGCGACCGCGUGGUCUGGAUGGCCGGCAAAGGCUACGCAGAGUACAGCGCCGUGCCCGCGGACAGAGUGACCAAGAUUCCAGACGGGAUCUCCGACGAGAACGCCGUCGGCGGAUUCCUCAUGGGCAUGACAGCCUUGUCACUCAUCAAGGAAGCAUACCCUGUCAAGAAAGGCGAAACCGUGCUCGUCCACGCCGCGGCCGGCGGCAUGGGUCUCCUGCUCUGCCAGCUGCUACGCGACCUCGGCGCCACGGUGAUUGGCACCGCCGGUGGGCCGGAAAAGACGAAGCUCGCGAAGGAGAACGGCGCCACGCAUGUGAUCGACUACAAGGCGGCUUCAGGCCCGUCCUGGGUCGAGCAGGUCAUGAAGCUGACGGACGGCAAGGGUGUGGACGUCACCUACGACGGCGUUGGAAAGGACACCUGGGAAGGCAGCCUCGAGGUCGCCAAGAGGAAGAGUAAGGUCGUUUAUUAUGGCAAUGCGUCCGGCGCAAUCCCGCCCUUCAACAUCGCACGCCUCUCGGCGAAGAACGUCUCCAUCAUGCGCUCGACCCUGAUGCAAUACAUCGUGACGCGCGAGGAAUUCGAGUUCUACGCCAACGGUGUCCUCGAUCUAAUCAAGGCCGGUAAGCUCAACGUCAAGAUCCACAAGGUCUACCCCCUCAGCGAGGCAAUCACCGCCCACAAGGACCUCGAGGGCCGCAGGACGACGGGGAAGCUGUUGUUGAAGUUAUAA
Exophiala aquamarina CBS 119918 is the source of this 1011-nucleotide messenger RNA. Its product is annotated as NADPH2:quinone reductase. Gene Ontology annotation, molecular function: quinone reductase (NADPH) activity; zinc ion binding. The transcript is spliced from 2 exons. Gene Ontology annotation, cellular component: cytoplasm. The record is from RefSeq and is a predicted model, not a curated record. Lineage: Eukaryota; Fungi; Ascomycota; Eurotiomycetes; Chaetothyriales; Herpotrichiellaceae. Bases 1 to 1011 code for a protein of 336 amino acids. Gene Ontology annotation, biological process: cellular response to oxidative stress.